AUGGACAAGUCACCAAACAUAUCGCCCGGGACGUCGGAAGUCCCUGAUGCCAGCCAGGAUGUCCACCCCACGUACACCCGCGAAUCGUCUGCCAGCACGGCGACAAUAACCCCAAUGACCGAGUCGGGGCCGUCCAAGUUCACGUCCCAGGCAUCUGCCACGUCCACUUCGUCGUCCGCCGCGCCGUCUCCCCUCGUAUCACGCGAGCCAUCUCCCACCAGGCCACUGUCACGGACGGCAACUUCUCGCACUUCAUCAGCGAAUUCCGGAAUCCGCUCGAGGAAGAACAGCCAGCAAGACCUCAGUCCUUCGCGAUCCGCAAAGCAGACCAACGCCCCAUCAGCACCAGCAUCCAAAUCUCUCUCCUCCGCUAGCACCCCUACGCUCCUCCCGUCUACCUCAGAUCCGAGCUCUAAUGUGGGCGCGCCCGUCAAGUCACCCACCACGAUGGAACAUUUGCGAGAGUCGCCCAGAUGGCCCGUGUCCCCGAGGUUACGAUCUCCACCGCCCAUCCUCCACAAGCCGAAUAUGGGGUUACCGCGAAGGCCAGAACCGGAGGCACCCCUGAUUAACGUUCAGCGCCCCACCCCACCAAUUCCCCCUCCGACGGACUUGCCAUCCGACACGGACGCCGAAGACCUCCAUAUUGCAACCGGCGGGAGGACACCCGCGCGCGGGGGAGGCGGUAGCACAUCAACCCUCGAGACCGUGCAGGAAGUCAGCCCGAUAGGAUCCCCACGAGGCCCGACGGAGUCGAUACACGAGAAAAUCGACGACAGCAUGGUUUCGGAAACGUCGCAAGCCGACUCCGUAGGCCUCGGUCUCUCCCACAACGGCGAGGGAAGGACAAGCGCGGGGGACAGCGGCAGCGAUACCGACAACAUCAAGACCGGGCGGCGGAGCGGAGCUAUAAGCGCACCUCCUCUGACGAGCAGGCAGUCGAGCACGUGCAUCAAGCAGGGUGUCACCAAGAGCAAGACCGGUGAGGGCUCGUUGCAGAGCAUGACAGUCGAGACAGAGACGGUGACGUCGAUUCCACAAGCCCCGCUCGUCCCGGGGACGGGAGGGCAAGGUUCGACCGUCAGCCUGCGCACAAAGGGGAGCACGGAAACGAUACGACCAAAGAAGGAGAAGAAGAAGCCGGCACGGAAGACACCCACCGUGACGGCCGGCAAUGGUGAGCCACCGAAUUUAGCUGCUUUAUUCCCCCGGUUACGCCAUUAUCAGUCCAUGGGAUCAGUCGUCUCAUCGGCCGAGAAGUCCGUCUCGCCGACAAAAUGGCACCACGACGAAGGAGAUAGUCGCUCUCGUCAAACCCACUCCCGCAGGCAAAGCAUGGUCAUGUACCAGAUGAGCAGCUUACUGACAAGGCAUCGCUUAGCAUCGUCCAAGGCCGAUAUCUUCGAGGCCAAGGUCGCGAGCGCCGUCGAAGAGGCCAACUCGUCCGACUCGGACGAGACCUUUGUCUACGAUUCUAACCCCCCAGAUGCCCGCGAGCGGCCCAUGCGGUUCCACUCGCGAACCCCCAGCACCACCUCGAUGGCCAGCCAGAUCGACCGCGCCGGCAUGCGCUCGAUUCACGCCGUUAUGGAAGCCAACGGCCCGCCCGUCGUACCCAAGAAGAGCAUGAAGUUUGUAAACUCGUCCGCCACCAACGGCCACAGCGACAGCGGGUUUGCCGAGGACGACGGCAGGGGCACCGGGAGAAGCACCGCCGGUUCUGCCCGGGGAACCGCCCGUCACCACCACCACUUCGGCCGCUGGGGCCGCAACGGCGGCGGCAACGGCCACCCCUCUCUGUUUGCCGAGCACGGCCCGUUCGGCGGAUCCCUGGCCCCAGGGAAUAUGAACUCGCGGCAAUCGUCCGCGCCCCCAAGCCCGCGAUUCGCCAACCGUGCCACGACCGGGGCAAACGGCAAGCGGGGGACGCACUUAUCGAUGGGCUACGAUCUUGACGACACCACAGGUGCCGACGACGAGACGACGCCUCUCAUUGGGUCUGGGACGGUACGAUCAUCACGCUCUGGCAGGAGCCGGAGGGGCGGGCACUCCAUGCGGUCUAUCGAAGCGCAGACCUACCACCGCUCGGCGCCCUCGGUGCUUAACCGGUUCGCGAGCUGCCUCGUCCUCACCGUGAUGCUCCUCCUCGUCGUCUCGGGUGCCAUCGGGUUCAUGUUUGCCACAUCCCAACCGCUCACCGGCAUCCAGCUCGUCUCGAUGGACCACGUCGUGGCGAGCCAGCAGGAGCUGAUGCUCGAUUUGACUAUCAAAGCCCACAAUCCCAACGUCGUGGUUGUCGUCGUCGACUCGGCCGACAUCGAAGUCUUCGCCAAGUCCCCGCACGCCAUGUCCGACUCGGAAUGGUGGCGCUACACCCACCCGGGCGAGAUCGGCCCACCGCCGCCCCGCAAACCGGCGGACAGCGAAGGCGCAAGCAACACGAUGCAAAUUCUCGACGCCGAACCAGACCCGGCCCCGCCCGACGACGCGGCGCCCAACAUGCGGCUGGGCACCAUCACGGGGUUCGACAGCGCGCUCUCGUUCGAGGGCUCCUUCUUCCACAAGGGCAUCUCGUACUCGAGCGGCGAGGUGCGCCUCAAGAACCCCGGAAACGGCACCUACGGCGGCCCGGAGCGCUGGGAGCGCAUCAUGGACGACGAGUUCACCCUCAUCCUCAAGGGCGUCCUCAAGUACACCCUGCCCCUCAGCCAGCGCGUCCGCACCGCCACCAUCUCCGGCAAGACUACCGUCAAGCCGAAUGCGGCGAAUGACCCCCCCGGUCUCAAGCCUAAUGGGACUGAGGGCGGUGGUGGUGGUGGUGGGAGUCAACCCCCUGCUGACGGGGAGGUGACGAUUUCUGUUGCUUUGUAG
Chaetomium fimeti is the source of this 2871-nucleotide messenger RNA. Its product is annotated as vacuolar segregation subunit 7-domain-containing protein. The coding region runs from base 1 to 2871 and encodes 956 amino acids. The transcript has a single exon. The record is from RefSeq and is a predicted model, not a curated record. Gene Ontology annotation, biological process: protein localization to vacuolar membrane; vacuole inheritance; positive regulation of phosphatidylinositol biosynthetic process. Gene Ontology annotation, cellular component: fungal-type vacuole membrane; PAS complex. NCBI's taxonomy places the organism in Eukaryota, Fungi, Ascomycota, Sordariomycetes, Sordariales, Chaetomiaceae.